This is a messenger RNA of Arachis duranensis, 903 nucleotides long. Its product is annotated as seed lectin-like. The transcript has 4 exons. The coding region runs from base 1 to 903 and encodes 300 amino acids. Gene Ontology annotation, molecular function: carbohydrate binding. The record is from RefSeq and is a predicted model, not a curated record. Lineage: Eukaryota; Viridiplantae; Streptophyta; Magnoliopsida; Fabales; Fabaceae.
AUGUCGCAAGCGGAGAUGCCUAGCUGGCAAUCAAUUUCCAAAUUUCUUAAUGUGGUUAUUGCCGUUUCGGAUGUGAGUAUUUUCGCAUUAAUUCUCUUCGAAGUCAACAAGAAAGAGUCUGUUUCAUUUAACUUCGACAAGUUCAUCCCAAAGCAACCAAACAUAAUCUUCCAAGGUGAUGCCAUUGCAACUUCCGAAGGGACGUUGCAACUCACCAAGGUAGAAGAUGAUGAGCCAGUGUCUGACUCAAUUGGGCGAGUCCUUCACAUUACCCCUGUUCAUAUAUGGGACCGUAAGACAAAAAAAGUGGCAAGCUUUUUCACUUGCUUCUCCUUUGUCAUUCGUGCCCCGGACGUGAACAAAACCGCUGAUGGCUUGGCAUUUUUCCUUGCUCCCGAAAAUGAUGAGCCCAAAGACAAGGCAGGGUAUCUUGGAAUUUUCAAAAAACCCCCUUCCAAGGAACAAAUCAAGGUUGUGGCGGUCGAAUUCGACACUUUCAGUAACAAGAAUCCUGAUAUUGCCGAUCCAAACAAUUGCCACAUUGGGCUCGAUUUCAAGGGCAUCAAGUCCAAAAGUACUGCGGAAUGGAUCCUCAAGAAUGGCGAAGAGGCCAUUGUUUACAUAAGCUACGAUACCUCAUCCACCCCAACUUUGGAUGCAACGUUGGUUUAUGCUUCGUCUCCAAAGAUCAAGUACCAACUAUCUGUGGGAGACGUCAACGAGUGGGUUAGAGUUGGUUUCUCUGCCACCACUGGACAAUCUGAUGACUUUGUGGAAACCCAUGAUGUGCGCUCCUGGUACUUCGCUUCUUCCUUUGAAGAUGAUGCCACUACUCUGGCUUGUGCUUUCAAGCACGUCAACCCGCGUCUUGGCUCUUUUCUGCCCCUCCAUUUCCGCAAGUAA